AUGGGGGACGCAGCGAUGAACGUCGCAGCGUCCGGUGGCGGCGGCGGCGCCGGCGGCAGCGGCGGCAGCGGUCAACGUAUCGUCAAAGAAGGCUGGCUCCAGAAACGCGGUGAGCACAUUAAGAAUUGGAGGUCAAGAUAUUUUGUCUUGCGAGAUGACGGUACACUGGUAGGAUUCAAGGCAAAACCUGAUCAACAAAUGGCUACAUCCGCACAGCCAUUGAAUAACUUCACAGUGCGUGGGUGCCAAAUAAUGUCAGUGGAUAGACCUAAGCCGUAUACUUUUGUUAUCAGAGGCCUGCAGUGGACAACAGUAAUUGAAAGGACAUUUCAUGUGGAAACUGAACAGGAAAGGGAAGACUGGGUGGCAGCAAUCAGAUAUGUAGCAGAUAGAUUAGCAAAUGAAGAACAUCAGCAGCAAGAACAACCACAAAUGCAACAAUCUUCCUCUUCGGAAGAUGUUGAUAUGGAAUCAUCAAUAGGUACUAGGUCUGAUUCCUGCACUUCUUUAGGUGUUGUAUCUACAGAUAUAGACGGUGGUAGUAUCGAUGAAUUAUCAGCAAAAUUCAGUGUACAAGGAACUUCAAGUAGUAAAAGUUCUGGUAAAAAGAAAGUAACACUCGAGAAUUUCGAAUUUUUAAAAGUUUUGGGGAAAGGUACGUUCGGGAAGGUAAUUCUAUGUAGAGAAAAAGCAACAGGGCAUUUAUACGCUAUCAAAAUCUUGAGAAAAGAAGUUAUUAUUCGUAAAGAUGAAGUGGCGCACACACUUACUGAAAAUAGAGUAUUACGUACUACGAGUCAUCCUUUUUUAAUUUCCUUGAAAUAUAGUUUUCAAACAGCGGAUAGGCUGUGUUUUGUUAUGGAAUAUGUAAAUGGUGGCGAGCUAUUUUUUCACUUGAGUCGGUCGCGAGUGUUUGGCGAAGACCGUACUCGAUUUUAUGGUGCAGAAAUUAUAUCGGCCCUUGGUUAUUUGCACUCGCAAGGCAUUAUAUACCGUGAUCUCAAAUUGGAAAAUCUCCUUCUGGAUAAAGACGGACAUAUAAAAAUUGCUGACUUUGGUUUAUGUAAAGAAGACAUUACAUAUGGAAGAACAACAAAGACCUUUUGUGGAACCCCAGAGUAUUUGGCACCAGAAGUACUCGAGGAUAAUGAUUACGGGCGAGCUGUAGAUUGGUGGGGUGUGGGUGUAGUCAUGUAUGAAAUGAUGUGUGGCCGAUUACCUUUUUACAACAGAGAUCAUGAAAAGCUGUUUACGCUUAUUUUAUUGGAAGAAGUAAGGUUUCCUAGAACGAUUAGCAACGAAGCAAGGGAUAUGCUCGGUGGUUUGUUAAUAAAGGACCCAAGUAGAAGAUUAGGCGGUGGACCUAACGAUGCGAAGGAUAUCAUGAACCACGCGUUCUUCUCGUGUAUCAAUUGGACGGACCUCGUUCAGAAGAAGAUUCCUCCUCCUUUUAAGCCGCAAGUGACUUCUGAUAUUGACACUCGAUAUUUUGAUAGUGAAUUUACCGGCGAAAGUGUUGAACUUACACCUCCAGAUCAAGGCUGUUUAGGUAGUGGAGGAGGUCUGAAUUCUAUAGCAGAAGAACAAGAACAUUUCCCCCAGUUUUCAUACCAAGACAGUCACUCUGCGGCAACUUCUUCCAUUGUUUCUAUUAAUCACUGACAGUGUCAAGUGUCUCGCUUAAUUAAUAUAACGAGAUGUGUGGUUUUCAAUGCAUGAAAAAUCUCAAACAGAAACAUCUGAUUACAAUAUGUAUCCGACGAUUGUCUGCGAAGCUUAAAGCUUUCCCAAUAGGCAGAUGAAUCAAAUUAUCUUUCUUUAUGAUGCUUUUUUUUAACGCAUCCUAUGAGAUCGUCACACAUAUCUCCAACGGCGAAUUAGAUUUAUGCGUAUAAGUGUGCGCGCGCAUAUAACACCUAUACACAUAACUAUUCAUUAAAAUUAUAUAUGGCAAAAUGUAUACUGUAAGAUUAGAUCGAUAUAGUACGAUUAAUACUUGCUGCAUAAGCUUGAAGGAUUACGACAGGGAUUAAAUUACGUUCUCAAUUGAAUCAAGUUAACUAAAGCUCCUUGAGACACGUAUUGUGAAUAUUGAACAGUUUUCUCGUCUUAAAGGAACGUGUGGUAAUAAGUAUAAUCUUGUGUUUAACAAAACCAACGCUUGACACUUUCCAAAUUUGCUGUCACUGUUUAUUAUCUUAUUAUCUGUUUAUUAUCUUAUUUAUGAAGAGGCAGUUCUUGAUCCUUUUUAAUCCGGUAGAUGACUUACGGCAGAUGCCAAAGUAGAAAAUUAAAAAUGGCAAAAGGCCAAUAAAGAAGAACAAGAAGGAAGUGGUUUAUCUAUUGUGAAAGUAGAAUUGUAGAAAAAAAUCAGCUUUAAUUGAACGAAUUGUAUAAAUUCGGAAGAUCACUUUUUUAGCCUUAUAAAGUUAUUAUUAUGACUGGCAAUAAUUGGAGAUGUGCGAGUAUUCGAAACUAGCGGAAUGUGCGAGUCGUAUCGAGUUCGGCAUACUUGUUCGAAAUGUUCGUCUAUUUUUGGAAUUAUUUGCAAAGAGGAAAUCGUUUGGAGGAAGCUCAUGGCUUGAAAUAUUUUCCGCCUAUUCUAUAAGAAUUUCCCUCUAAGAGAUAUCUAUUGGGAUAGUUCUUUAAUCGUGAUAAGUAGCAAAAGGCGAAAAAUGAGGCGAAAUACAAUAUUGUGCGCGAAUAAUUCGUUGAUUUAUCAUGAAAACGAAAUUGUUGCCAGAUAGUAUAGUUAUUGGUACAAAAUCAUUUGUGCAUAAUUGUGAUUAAAGUGCUUAGCAUAUAUAAUCAUUCUUUAAUGCGAGUAAUAUUGUUACACUUGAAUGCGAAUACGAAAAUAUAAAAUAAUCAUACAGUCA
Odontomachus brunneus is the source of this 2879-nucleotide messenger RNA. It is a transcript of the gene Akt, whose product is annotated as RAC-beta serine/threonine-protein kinase B. NCBI's taxonomy places the organism in Eukaryota, Metazoa, Arthropoda, Insecta, Hymenoptera, Formicidae. The record is from RefSeq and is a predicted model, not a curated record. The transcript has 7 exons. Gene Ontology annotation, biological process: protein phosphorylation. Bases 1 to 1662 code for a protein of 553 amino acids. Gene Ontology annotation, molecular function: protein serine/threonine kinase activity; ATP binding.